CUUUGCCCCCGGCCUUCAGAAGGGUUUCGUCUUCGCCGCCGGCCUCCUGUGACCUUCCUCCUGUGCCACCGGCAUUCCGCCAGGCCUCCAGAUGGUGACCAUCACAAAGUCUCCCACAUGGCCCUGAGUCUGUUUGACUCUGGGGACAGAAAGCAGACCUGAAAGACUGGAAACAGGGGGAAACAGCUAGCCUUUCUCUGUCAACAGGUAACAAAGUCCGCCUACCAGCACCUCUUAUGCUUCCUAUCGUCUUGAUGUCACUGUGAGGUUGUCAGGCAACCAGUGGAGACUCCAGGAAGUCACUGCUUCUGGCCAAGAAAUAGUCCAGCACAUAACCUCCAUAAAACCACAAAUUGUCCUCCAGACAGAACUAGGUCUGUCUGAAAGAAACACCCCUUGGACAUAAACUGUACACAAUCAUUAUUGUGUACAGUUUGUUUUCUUGGUGGGCAACACACUACAAUUAUUUCUUUUACUCAGAGGGUCUUUAUUGAAAGUGUUUAUAACUACUUACUUAGAGCGAGUAAGAAAGUAAAGGUUAUUUAUAUCGCACCAUUAUAGACAGAUAUAGGAGUAUUAGUCUAGUACAGGGGUGGCAAACCAUGUGCCAUGGACAGAAGGUUUUUAUUUCUUUGGGUCUUUGGUUGGAAUAAAAACCUACAGACUGUUGUCUCUCCAUGACACAGUUUGCUGCUUUGGAGUGUAGAUGAGUUGUAUAUGUUUGGAACUGUUAUCUGUGACACUGUAUAACAUCCAGUCCUUUGUUGCUGGGAUUGCGUGCUAUUUAACUGUGGUAUCAUAGGUGGAAGCUGUUUCUUGUUUGAGCAGUUAAUAAGCAGCUGUCAAAAUCAUGGAAACUAUUCAAGUAUUGCCGUGAUAAUGGAAAGGUAUUUAUACUCAAGUUCAAACAACAACAACUUGACAAAGUGUGACGCUGAACUUUAAACGGCCAAGUUUACAUCACAUGUUUAACUUUGUGUUUGUUUCUGUAAUGAUGCAGACCACAUUUUUAUUUUUGUUGUUUGUUGUGUUGUUUGGAGAUUGUGUAACUUUAUAAAGGGGAAUGUAUGCAUGAAGAAUGCAGUCAUAGUACAGUUAAAACACAUCCAUGUGUAUAAUAAAGUCUGGCAGGAGCGUGGGAAGGAAGCACAGUACCUGUCUCAUUAUUUCCCUGUUCUUUACAGAACAACAUUACAAUCUGACACCAGGUCUCAAACCUGGAGCCUGUUACAUUAAUAAAUAAUGAUCAUAUUUCAAGGCGUAUCAUGGGAGGAGUCAAUAGAAGAGACUUUCUGACAAGAUAUAAGUAAUCUCGCAGCGUCACAGGUCAUCAAACUGGAAGCUCGAGUCUCACACAACUCUGAUCUACACAACUUCACCAGGUUGGAGAAAUGUUGGCGAUUGCUGCACUGGGUCGGCCUUUCACCCUGGGAAUGCUCUAUGAUGCUCGGAAAGAUCAACUGAUCCUAGGUUUCACAUUGUUCGAUGAAACAACUCUUCAAAAGAACACAGCUGAAAGCUCUCAGCACAGCAGUGAAUUUGAAAUAACUUCAUCUGACUCCAUUGAAUCCAAGUCCUCUCUGCUGGAUGUUGAAGCUUCUCUGAAGGCCAGUUUCCUGAGUGGACUGGUUGAAGUUGGAGGAUCUGCCAAGUAUCUGAAUGAUACAAAGAAAUUCAAGAACCAGAGCAGAGUGACGUUUGAGUACAAAGCUACCACCAAGUUUAAACAGUUCUCAGUGACUGACCUUGAAACCAUGAACACCCAACAGAUAGAUGUCAUUGAGAAGGGCUUGGCAACACAUGUAGUCACAGGCAUCCUUUAUGGGGCAAAUGCUUUCUUUGUGUUUGACAGUGAGAAGUUAGAAACCGGCAGCGUUCAGCACAUCCAGGGCAGCAUGGAAGCUGUGAUAAGGAAGAUGCCCUCAUUUAAUGUUGAGGGGAAAGUUGACAUCAAACUGAAUGAUGAAGAAAAAGCCCUGACUGAGAAGUUUUCCUGCAAAUUCUACGGAGACUUCCUUCUUGAAAGCAACCCUACAACAUUUGUAGACGCAGUGAAGACCUACAGUAAACUUCCACAGCUGCUGGGAGAAAAUGGAGAGAACAGUGUUCCACUGAAGGUCUGGCUGAUGCCGCUGAAGAAUUUGGUUCCCAAAUCUGCUGAGCUGAAGAGUGGGAUCAGUGUUGGACUACUGAGGAAGGCUCAAGAUGCUCUGGAGGACCUGCAUCAUCUGGAAAAAGGAUGCAACGAGUUACUGCAGGACAAAGUAGUGAAAGAUAUUCCGCAAAUUCAUGAAAAAGCGCGCAGUUUCCAGACACUCUGUGUCUCUUUCAGAUCUGUACUGGAACAGACCAUGGCGAAGGAGCUUCCCUUGAUCAGGGCAGGUGAAGAAGAUGAGAGCAAAUUAGAAAAAGUCUUUGAAGACAGAGACAAGUCACCGUUCAGUCAUGAAAAACUAAGUAAGUGGCUGAAAGAUAAAGAGAGAGAAAUGAACGUCAUCAGGUCCUGUGUAGAGAUGAUGGAGGGAAUAAAGAUCGUCCCAAACCAGUCAGAGCUGGACAGAGAGGUUCUUGCUCCAGGUGUGGAGGAUGCUCUGUGCUUUGUUUUCACCUCCCUGGAAACUACUGACCCCUACCUUGAUGAGAUGGCCAACUACGUGGAUCAAUUUAAAUUACAAGGUCAUGUGGUUGUCACGGCACCUGCACAAGACCAGUGGUACUUCUCAGAUGAAGUUUUAACGAAAAUGAGAGAAAAAGCCAGAGCUGUCCACGAUCUUGCCAAAGCCUUGAAGAACAGCAGCAGAUUCUGUUUCCUGGUAGCAGCCAUUGCAAAUAAGAAAUACACCGGAGCAACCCUCUACCAUUACAAGGACGGCGUUCUGGUCACUGAUGAUUUCUCAAAGCCUGACAUCCCUGAUGUGGAACAUAUAACAGACAGAAGAGAUUUAAUCUGGUACGCCUGUGAUCUCACUCUGGACCCAAACACAGCAAGCAGAUGCUUCACUCUGUCUGAAGAAAACAAGAAGGCGACAUGUGGAGAAGCACAGUCGUAUACUGACCUCCCACAGAGAUUUGAGUCUUUCUGUCAGGUUCUGUGCAGAGAGGGGCUGACUGGGCGCUGUUACUGGGAGGUGGAGUGGAGUGCUGGCCCUAAUGUAAAUGUAGCUGUAGGUGUUAGCUACAUAGGGCUGUUUCGGAAAGGAGAUGAUGACCGGUGCAGGAUUGGAUGGAAUACCAUGUCCUGGUGUUUGGGCCACAGAUGGCUCCCACCAGAUGCUACUCUUUAUGCAGAGCAUAAUAAAGAGCAGCACCUUUUCCCUGUUCCUCCUACCGGCUGCACCCGACUGGGACUGUUUCUGGACUGGCCUGCUGGCACUCUGUCUUACUAUAACGUCUCAUCUGACACACUGAGUCACCUCCACACCUUCCACGCCAACUUCUCUGAGCCUGUUUACCCAGCUUUCCUGACUUGGCAUCCAUCCAACUACGUGUUCCUGUCGCUGUAAACUUAGCACCACACGAUUCAGUUCAAGUUCAGUUCAGUUCACUACGGUUUGAUUACACAAUGAUUGUGCUUUUAUUGUGAAGCAUCAUCAUGUUAGUCAAGUAUAACAAUGUAAAAUGAUACGCUUCCUUUUUUGAAUUAAACAAAAUAUCUACACACGAAAUACAACUUUAAUACAGAUAGAACAAAAUGUAAACACAAGCCGUCCCCAUUAUUAUUAUUAUUAUUAUUAUUAUUAUUAUUGUUGAUUAAAGUUUUAAUUGUCUUUUUCUGUUCAUUUUAUUAUAGUAUUAGCACCUUUCAGCUCUCGCUCUACUGCACACAGAUUGAUUUUUAAAUAGCUUGUUCUAAAACUGUUGUGAUGGCCGACCUGAUGUAAAGAAAAAGUUAAUUAAUGUAGAAGGAGGCUUGAUUUUAUCUUCUAAAGUUAACAUGCAACAGGGAAACACGAAGCCAUGUUUCCAUCCAGGCAGUUUUACGUGAAUUAUCGACUUAGAAAAGCUGGAUGGAAGAGACAAACUUCCACAAUAUCGCUGAAAAGAUUUUACGCUCGCUUGAGGUUUUGAUUCAUUUUGUCCAUAAAGUGUUUGUGUCAAAUAGGCGAAGCUGCUUUAUUGGCUCUACUCUUUUUCCUUUACUUCCUGUAGUUUUUGCCAGGCUUGCUUGAGUGAGCAGGAAGAGGCGGAGUUAGUCGACCUUUGAACUUACUGGGCGGAUUUAUUUCUGAAUCGUCACGCUGUAUGAAUUGCAUUUAAGCCUGGCUGAGAUCUGAUCACAAAGCUUGUAUCUUUGGACAUUUUACCUUUCUUUCAGCUCCUGUUACUGUCUCACAUCCAGGGUUAUGUCAUUUCUCACUCUUGCCUCUGCUUUCCUUAAUGUUUUAUUUUUAUUUCACUUCUCUCUUCUCUCUGGCAGUCUGCUUCUACUUUCCUGUACACCAAUUAAUAUAAAAUAUGAGCUACCGCUGCAGUUUCAGAUAUUUACACAUAGUUACUCAACUUAUUAUUAAAAAGAAGUUGACAAAUCAUUACUGUUGUAACACUGUGGUCAUUGACUCAUUGCUAUGAGUUGUUUUUAUAAUUAAAGGUUUUGUCCCAUUUCACCUGAACUCUCCUGUCUCACUGUAUCUGUCUGGAUGAAGGUGCUGGGAAUCUGAAUUCUUAAAACCGGUUUAGAUUAUAUAUAUAUUUAGAUUGUUGUUUAAUCGUGUUUAUUCCAGCCGUAUUAUUCCUGAAGAGCAUUUUAUUUGUCUGCGUGUUCACCGUGAGGUUUGCUGGGUCACAUUUCACCAGUCAAGACCUUUAUUUGCUGUUCAGUGGAUAUUCAGACAGUUGUGGAAAGUAACUAAGUACAUUUACUCAAGUGCUGAACUUAAGUACAAAUCUGAGGUAGUUGUACUUUACUUGAGUCUUUUCUUCUCAUGCUGCUUUCUGCUCCAUCUCAUCUCCAGGUGUGGAGGAUGCUCUGUGCUUUGUUUUCACCUCCACGAUGAAGGGUGAUAAACGACUUGAUGAAAUGGCCGUGUACUUAAAUUCAGCUCAGUUAGGAAGUACAGAAGAAGACCAGUGGUACUACUCACGUGAAGUUUUAAUCAAAAUGAGAGAAAAGGUCAGAUUUUUCCACGUUCUUGCCAAAAUACAGAAAUAUAUCAGCGAGUUCUGUUUCCUCAUAGCAGCCGUAGCAAAUGAGAAACACAACGGAGCAAGCAUCUACCAUUACAAGGACGGCGUUCUGGUCACUGAUAAUUUCAUGCAAGAACGCUUCAUUUGUGAGAGUAUAAAAGACAUGGUUUCCAUUGUAGAAAAAUGUCUCCGCUUGUUACUCUUCUGAUAGAGGAGCCUGCUAAAUACUUUUUUCCCGUAUUUUGGCUUCUUUGAGGUAGUACUCCAGCAUAGGUUUUACAUACUAUCUUAUAAACAUACACGUUCAACUAAGUUUAUAGUAACGAGUCAGGUUUGGAGAAUAGCUUAGUAUAUAGUAAAUGGGUGGAACUGAACCUGAUCUUUAAUGUACACAGUGUUAUUAACCCACACAAACAGAUAAACAUUUGACAACUGAGAGUGUUGUCACAGACGUGAUUCGUGUACAACCUGAUUGUGGGCGGCCAGGGACUGAUUUCGGAGAGGCUCUUGCAUGACACAAAUUCAUAUAUCAAUCUACCCUAAAGAUUGUGUUCAUACUGUGUAUUUGUUGUGUUUUGUUUUGUACUGGGAUGUCGAUUUUGAAAAUAAAUGUGUUCUCAAUCCUGA
This is a messenger RNA of Siniperca chuatsi (mandarin fish), 5751 nucleotides long. Its product is annotated as stonustoxin subunit alpha-like. Gene Ontology annotation, molecular function: protein binding. Bases 1392 to 3503 code for a protein of 703 amino acids. The transcript has 5 exons. Lineage: Eukaryota; Metazoa; Chordata; Actinopteri; Centrarchiformes; Sinipercidae. The record is from RefSeq and is a predicted model, not a curated record.